AUGACAAAAACAAAUCAAGCCUCCGUUCUUCACGGCGUCGGUGACCUUCGCAUUGAUGAGCGCCCCGUUCCCAGUCCGGCGUCGGACGAGGUGCGUGUUGCGAUGCGUUCUGUCGGCAUUUGCGGCUCGGAUGUCCACUACCUUGAGCACGGACGCAUCGGCAGUUUCGUCGUCGAGGCGCCCAUGAUACUGGGUCACGAAUCAUCGGGCAUCGUGGAAGCGGUGGGCGGUGGGGUUACGUCUUUCAGCCCUGGCGAUCGGGUGGCUCUCGAACCGGGUGUACCGUGCCGGCGAUGCGUCCCUUGCAAAUCGGGCCGCUACAAUCUCUGCGCUGACGUGCAGUUCUUUGCCACACCGCCUGUCGAUGGCUCGAUGGCAACCUACGUCACGCAUCCUGCCGACUUCUGCUACAAGCUUCCAGAACACGUGUCGUUGGAUGAAGGCGCCAUGAUGGAGCCCCUUUCGGUCGGCAUUCACGCCUGCGGCCGCGGCAAAGUCGGCAUGGGCAGUCGUGUGUUGGUGAUGGGCGCAGGGCCGAUAGGGCUCGUCACCGUACUGGCGGCGCGAGCAGCCGGGGCCUCCUAUAUCGCCCUGGCCGACCCGCGGGCGGAACGGUUGGGUCUGGCUCAGCAAGUGGGGGUCGAUUAUGCCACCAGCGCGGUCGGGCCGACGCUGGCACCUGAUCUGGCGGACCGCGCCGGCGGCAUGUUCGACGUGUCGGUUGACUGCUCGGGCGCCGAGGCCGCGGUGCGUGCGGCGAUGACCGCCACCCGGUCGGGCGGCAAGGUGGUUCUGGUGGGUCUGGGCCCUGACGAGAUGACCUUGCCGAUCGUCGAGUCCGCCACCCGGGAGGUCGACCUGUUGGGCAUCUUCAGGUACGCCAACGCCUAUCCGGCGGCGCUUGAACUGAUCGCCUCGGGUCAGGUGAACGUCAAGCCGCUUGUCACCCAUCGUUUUCCCAUGAGGCAGGUAAGCGAGGCGUUCGACAUGGCCAAAACGGGGCGUGACGGCGCGGUCAAGGUCAUGGUGACCAUCUCAUGA
Molecule: messenger RNA, 1041 nt
Organism: Geodia barretti
Lineage: Eukaryota; Metazoa; Porifera; Demospongiae; Tetractinellida; Geodiidae
Source: the annotation of a GenBank genome assembly